Molecule: messenger RNA, 1501 nt
Organism: Glycine soja
Lineage: Eukaryota; Viridiplantae; Streptophyta; Magnoliopsida; Fabales; Fabaceae
Product: dof zinc finger protein DOF2.5-like
Exons: 2
Coding region: 160-990 (276 amino acids)
Biological process (GO): regulation of DNA-templated transcription
Molecular function (GO): DNA binding; DNA-binding transcription factor activity
Source: RefSeq, a predicted model, not a curated record
UUCUCUUCUCGCUUUCUCCUUUUCCUUUGUAGCAUUCAUAAAGUAAGCCUACGCAUAAAGCCACCCCACAAACGAACCAAAACAUUCUUUCUUGCACUAAGGAGCAGUUGCAGACAAAUUGACAAGGACAAUAUUGGACUUAUAAUUGUGAGAGUAGUCAUGGAGGGGAUGGCUCCCAAUUCAUGUGCAAGGCCAGUUGUAGAGAAGAAAGCAAGGCCACAAGAGCAACUGAAUUGUCCAAGGUGCAAUUCAACCAAUACAAAGUUCUGCUACUACAACAACUACAGCCUCACACAGCCAAGAUACUUCUGCAAGACUUGUAGAAGGUAUUGGACAGAAGGAGGGUCUCUGAGAAACGUUCCAGUUGGAGGUGGUUCAAGAAAGAACAAGAAGGUCUCUGUGACAGCUUCAUCAUCACCAAAGGUUCCAGACCUAAACCCACCAAACCACUCAGCUAUCUCAUCACACAACCCUAAAAUAAUGCAUGGUGGCCAAGAUCUCAAUCUUGCUUUCCCAGCCAUGGAAAAGUACCAUCAUCAUGGCAUGUCACCUUAUAACGUUGAGAUGCAAAACAGUAACACCACCACUACUCAUCAUCAUCACCAAACCUCUCCUUCUUGUUCUGCUCCUCCAGCUAAUUCUCUUUCAGCUCUUGAGCUACUUAGGUCCAGCAUGGCAUCUAGGGGUUUGAACCCUUAUGCUCCUAAUUCUUCCUUGAUGCCAAACUCAACAAACAACAACAACAAUGCCCUUUACCCAUCAGGGUUUCCCAUGCAAGAAGUUAAACCUAGUCUUAACUUUUCUUCAGUUGAUGGGAUCGGAAAUAAUAGAUCAUAUGAUCAAGAGAGGGGUGGUGGCAGAGUUUUGUUCCCUUUUGGAGACGUCAAACAGCUUUCUGCUGCUGCAGGUGCUGCUGAUCAAGUGGAACAACAACAACAAGGAAAUUCAACUGGUUAUUGGACUGGAAUGAUUGGUGAAGGAACAUGGUAAGAAAGAAAAAAAAAAGGGAGGACAAAGGAAAAUUAAGAGAACAUGCAUUAAUAACAUUAUAUUUAUAUAUCUUUUUUUUUUAUUUUGGUCUUCCCUUUUUUUUUCUCUUUCCACAAUAUGGAUAUCAUUUGGCAGCUGAAGUUGUUCAGGAACUAACAAUAGGACACACAUGGUUAAUUAUUUCUUUGUUUUGUACACACCUCCUUUGUUUUAUUUGAGAGAACGUAAGAGGAUUUUACUUCUCGUCUCCGUUGUUUUCAAUUUUUAUAUAUAGAUAGACAUAGAAGGGGUGAAUACUGGACCUGUUUUUGUCCAUGGCACAUGCAAUUCCUGUAUUCAUUGAAUUCUAUGAGAAUUAAUUAGCAGAUCUUCUUCAUUUGUACGUAUGAAUUUUCAAAUGUUUGGUUCAAAUUAAGGACUUUUGGAGUGAUGAAGGAGAGAAUUAAUUAGGUUUUCCAAGUUUGUAAGUGUAACCAUAAUUAUAAAUUUUGGUUGAGUUGCUUUGUGCUCU